This is a messenger RNA of Dicentrarchus labrax (European seabass), 3773 nucleotides long. RefSeq names its product dehydrogenase/reductase (SDR family) X-linked (gene dhrsx). The coding region runs from base 35 to 1006 and encodes 323 amino acids. NCBI's taxonomy places the organism in Eukaryota, Metazoa, Chordata, Actinopteri, Moronidae. The transcript is spliced from 7 exons. The record is from RefSeq and is a predicted model, not a curated record.
CUCGGAAGCUGUUCGUCUGGUCGGAAACAGAGGGAUGACCUGGUUGCUGUCAGUGUUGGUGCCUCUUCUGAGGCUGUACCUCUGCGGAAUUAAAGUUCUUCUCUAUCAGAUGUUCAACAGAUCUUUUACGCUACCAGUCUUACCCAAGCAAAAUGGAAGGGUUGCCAUUGUGACUGGGGGUACCAGAGGAAUGGGUUUUGAGACAGCGAGACACCUGGCAAGUCUGGGCAUGCAUGUUAUCAUAGCUGGGAACGAAAAAGAAGAGGGCGAAGCAGCUGUCAGGAUGAUUCAAGAAGAAGGCAGCAAGGGGAAAGCUGAGUUCUUCUUCAUGGACCUGACUUCGCUGAAGUCUGUGCGACAGUUUGCUCAAACAUUCAAAAGCAGAGGUCUCCCCCUACAUGUUCUGGUUAACAAUGCUGGAACCAUGCUGGUUCCUGAGAGACAUACAGAGGAAGGCUUUGAGCUCCACUUUGUGCUCAACUACCUUGGCCAUUUCCUGUUGACCAACCUGCUGCUGGACGUGCUGAAGAGGUCGGGGAAAUAUGGCUGCUGCUCCAGAAUCGUCAACAUGUCCUCUGCUACACACUACGCAGGAGUUAUCCACAUGGGUGACCUAAAUAGGAAGAUAUGCUACAGUUCCCAUGGUGCCUACUCCCAAAGCAAACUGGCUCUGGUCCUCUUCACCUACUACCUGCAGGAACAGCUGGCGGCCGGUGGCUUCCCAGUGAUCGUAAACGCCGUGGACCCUGGCAUGGUGGACACAGCGCUGUACGACAACCUGUGGAGCCUCGCACAGGCACUGAAGAAACCAGUGGCCAAGACACUGUUCAGGACUCCGGCAGAGGGAGCAUCCAUAACCAUCUAUGCUGCGACUGCCUCUGAGAUGGAGGGCGUGGGGGGCUGUUAUCUGUACAACGGCGAGAAGAGGCAGUCCUCCGACAUCUCCUACGACUUUGAGCUACAAGCCGAGAUGUGGAAGAAGAGCUGCGAGCUAGUGGGCCUUUAAGAGGCCUCACCCACCCUGCUGGUAACCCUCACACAGGGAUAGCUCUACAUCUUCCAGAGUUAUCUGAGAGACGGUAUCUCACCAAUGAUAUGAAACCACUGCCUCACUUUACAUUGUCCCAACAUGGAUCUCCAUGCUCACCCGUAAUCCUGUGCCAUCGAGCAGUCGGGCACUUGUUGUUCUUGUAGGCACUGAACCAGACUAAUCUGGGUAUCAUGCCAAGUGUUUUCUCGUAGUGCAGCUUUGUUGUGUUAAAUAAUCACAGACAAUUUGAUCAUACGAGCAACCUAAAUGCCUUAGCGGUGCCUAUUUAAGCCUACAAACGUAUUAAUUUUUUUUGGGGGGCACGGAAUCUAUUUGUUUCCAUAUUUCUAAUAAGUAAUGUGUGUAAAUUGUAUAGAAUUCUACAAAACAAAUGCAGAUUUUUAACUGGGACAUUUUUUUUUAGUUUGAGUCUACUAAAAACAUACUGAUAUUAUGGAAAUUAAGUUUUCCCAGGUUGUUUCUAAGCCAAAAAGAAUUUAAAACUGACUCAACCAGAUCUAAAUGUUAAAAAAUAAAACAAUUGUAGUGCAAUACUAAUGGCUUUAGCUUUAGUUAACAGUCCAAAAUGCCAACCAAGUUGGAGCCAAUUGUUAGACAUUAUAAUUACAUCUCUUCUCCUUAUUGUGACAUUUAAGGAUAAGGCUAGCAAAAGUCUGUGUUUUUCUUGUCAUUAAUUCCAUGAAAAGAACAAAACCAACAAUGAGUCCCCCAUGCACCGUCCUGCUACUGGAAAUACCAAAUGUCAGUUAAUCCACCGCUGAAAAUAGUCCCCAACAAAAACAUAAUUUCCUCCUGUUUGAGUAACAUUUGAUUAAAAACCACAGUGAGCAGCUGUUUAAGAAAAUUACUGAGCCUUCAUAAAAGGUGAAACUAUAUUUGUGGACCGUUUUUAAAGAUUCACAUUAUCAGUAAGAACCAAUGGGCUUGGAGCUGAGAGCCACAGACAGAAAGUCUGAAAGUAUUGAGGCUAAAUCCCAUAGCCUCAAUACUUGACCGUAAGGAAAAUAUAGAAUUAAUCCAGCCUUAUCCUUUUAACAUUUUCUAUGUUUAUGUUUUCCAAAUGUUGAGAGAAAUGUUUUUAAAAUUUUUAGUCAGACCAUCUAAUGAAGUAUGGGUGUAUAUUUUCCAAGCGAAAAUCAGUUUUAAUGUUGUUGCUUGAAUCUGUGAAACGCAGUGAAAUAAUUUGUAUCAUGUAUGUUCUGGAUUAUCAGGAAGUGUAAUUGUGUCUUUUCAUGCUGAAAUACUGUGAGCUGCCAUAUUAUGAAUAUAGUUGAAUGUACAUUGUGUCUGCUGCUGAUCAGGACAACAUGAUUCUAGCUGUAUCUCAUUUCAGACACCAUCGCCAAAUUUGGGUAGAACAGUAAUGCGAGCCGGCUAAAACGCAGCAUAUGGUUUCCUUCCUGCUUAAAAGUACUACAGGGAGUUCUGAACUGUUCCACUUUAAUACUGGUGGCUCUAUAGGACCUAAACAAGACCAUCAGAGAGAAUACUGGCUAUUUCUAUGUAGUUAUUCUUAAUGCCUCCUCAAGGGCCGACAAAAUGAAAGUUCCUUGUAGGGCAGGGGUCUCACACUCAAACUGGCUUGGGGCCACUGCUGGUUUUGCCAUCUCUUAGCAAGGCUACUUCAAUGUUCAACUACUACAAGAAAGUGCUAUAUGAAAAUAUUUCUAUUACUAACAUCAUACUAAUACAUAAAGCUAAAUGUUUGCAGCUCACAAAUGAAGGCCUGAAACCUUCUCCCUUCUGUCUGCACGCAUUUAGUGUUUUUAUUUUUAUUCUAUAUAAAGUAAGUGGUUUUGAAACAACUAGAAAAAUCAUUAUAUAUUAUAUUAUAUUUUUGACAUCGUGUUGCGGGCCGGAAAUGGCCCCCAGGCUGACAGUUUAUGAUCCCUGUUGGAGAGGCUUUAAGUAAUGAUCAGAUGUGAUUGCUUAGAUUUAACAUGCAGGUAUCCAAUCAGCAAAGGUCCAACAGCCCCAUCUGCUUGAUAUUCCAAAAAGAUCAUAAAGGACCAAAGUCAUCGUAUAAACUACUGCAGCACUUACUGGUAACUGUUAUUAAUCGUGUUGUCUUACUUCCUGUUAGUAUAAAAAGAGUUAGCAUAAGACUCUUGUGUCUCUAAUAUCCUCUGCUCUGUUAUUGUUAUGCCACCUCCGCCCUGUAAAAUGUACUGUAUACAUUUCAGUUGCACUGUGUUGAAGCCAGUAUGGGUGUUUUUUGGCUUCUUUUUGAAAUCGUAGUUUAUAUUGUUUGGAUACUGGUAUGCCACACCACAAGGGGGCAGUAACAUGUUGGUGAUGGGUCACACAAUCAAGUCAUGAAUAAACACAGGUGCGUGAGGACAUAAUGUAGAGUAUUAAAUGACACAAAACAAUAGGGUCAAUUCUAAACCUUGCACAAGUACUAAGAGAACUCACUAAGAAGCACUGAGACAGAAGCUAGCCACGAUGGAUAACUAAAGGUACGCACAUCAAGAACACAUUGUAGCAUUUCAUUCAGUAGUGGGCCAGUUAACACUGAAAUUCAAUCAAAUGUCCAAUUUAUUGAUUAUAUAUUGCUCACCAAUUGUUUACAAUGAUUACUAAAUGAUGCCUUUUUCCAGUGUGUUUUAAUUUACAGUCAUAUAGUCUGUUUACAUUUAUUAUAUCAACAGAUUGAGAAAAAUGUCCCUCUAAUGGCACAAAUAUGUUAAUCACUAAUAAAUAAAUUGCUUUGAGAGUCUAA